This is a messenger RNA of Rhea pennata, 1754 nucleotides long. It is a transcript of the gene WDR46, whose product is annotated as WD repeat domain 46. Gene Ontology annotation, biological process: maturation of SSU-rRNA from tricistronic rRNA transcript (SSU-rRNA, 5.8S rRNA, LSU-rRNA). The record is from RefSeq and is a predicted model, not a curated record. The coding region runs from base 1 to 1740 and encodes 579 amino acids. Gene Ontology annotation, cellular component: nucleolus; 90S preribosome; small-subunit processome. Lineage: Eukaryota; Metazoa; Chordata; Aves; Rheiformes; Rheidae. The transcript has 16 exons. Gene Ontology annotation, molecular function: protein binding.
AUGGCGGCGCUCCCUUCCCCCGGCCGCCCUCAAGAAAAAUGGCCGCACACUCAUUCUCCAGCCCCCCGGCGGCGGCGGCGGCGGCGGAGCAGCGGCACCGGCGCGGCGGGAGAUGGCGAGGAGCGGGCGGCCGCCAGCACCGUGUCCGGGAAGAAGGACCCGUUCCCGGGCCCCGCGCCGCUGCCGCGGCCGCGGGUGAAGCGGUUCCUGCGGGGGACGGAGAAGAAGCAGCCCCGGGCGAGGAGCCAGCGCCUGCGGGGCCACCUGAAGCUGGCGGAGCGCCGGGAGGAGAUGGCGGCGGCGCGGGCCGCCCGGCUGGACCUGCUGCUGCCCGAGGAGCCCGGCUUCCUGGAGGUUGAUCCCGGCGAGGACACUUGCACCGUGAGCCAGGCCGACAUCGCCGCCGCCGUGGACAUCGCCAGCGCCGCCAAGCACUUCGAGCUGAGGCUGGAGCAGUUCGGACCCUACCGGCUCGAUUACACCCGUCCCGGGCGGCACCUGCUGCUGGGCGGCCGCCGAGGGCACGUGGCGGCGCUGGACUGGCAAACCAAGGCGCUGACGUGCGAGAUCAACGUCAUGGAGACGGUGGCGGACGUGACGUGGCUGCACGCCGAGACCAUGUUCGCCGUGGCCCAGCGCCGGUGGCUCUACGUCUACGACAACCAGGGCAUCGAGCUCAACUGCCUCAAGCGCUUCCCCGACGUCCUGCGCAUGCAAUUCCUGCCCUACCACUUCCUCCUGGCCACGGCGAGCGCCACGGGUUUCCUGCAGUACCUGGAUAUCUCCGUGGGCAAGGAGGUGGCCGCCACGUGCACGCGAGGCGGGCGGUUGGCCGUCAUGGCCCAGAACCCCGCCAACGCCGUCGUCCACCUGGGCCACAGCAACGGCACCGUGACGCUCUGGAGCCCCAGCGUCAAGGAACCGCUGGCGCGGAUGCUGUGCCACCACGGCGCCGUGCGGGCGCUGGCCGUCGACCGCGGCGGCACGUACAUGGCGACGGCCGGGCUCGACCGUAAGCUGCGGCUCUUCGACCUGCGGACGUACCGGCCGCUGCAGGCGCUGGUGCUGCCGCAGGGCGCCGCGCACCUCGACUUCAGCCAGCGCGGCUCGCUGGCGGCCGCCUGCGGGGACGUGGUGCAGAUCUACCGGGACGCGGCGCUCGAGCUGCCCCGCAAACCCUACCUGUGCCACCGGCUGCCGGCGCCGGCGCACGGCCUCCGCUUCUGCCCUUACGAGGACGUGCUGGGCGCCGGGCACGGCGCCGGCUUCGCCAGCCUCCUGGUGCCAGGCGCCGGCGAGGCCAAUUUCGACGCGUUGGAGAGCAACCCGUACCGGAGCCGCAAGCAGCGGCAGGAGUGGGAGGUGAAGGCGCUGCUGGAGAAGAUCCCGGCCGAGCUCAUCACGCUGGACCCGACCCGCCUGGAGCGCGUGGACACGGCCAGCAUGGAGCAGAAGCGGCGCGAGAAGGUCCAGCGGCUGGGCUUCGACCCCGACGCCAAGCGCAAGUUCCAGCCGCGGCGCAAGGCCAAGGGCGGCGGCUCGGCCGGCAGCCUGCUGCGGCGCAAGAGGAAGGUGGCCCACGAGGAGCAGCGGGCCGCCAUCCGCCAGAGCCUGCAGCAGCGGCAGCAGCAGCAGCCGGCGCAGAGAGCGGCGGCCCCGGCGGCCCCCGCCCGCCGCUCGGCUCUCGACCGCUUCAAGAAGCAGCCGGCGCCGCAGCCGCCUUCCUCCCGCCUCCAUUAAACCUUCCCCGCGUC